AUGUCUCCAACCAAUAUCGAUGAAAGUGUCAUUCAAGAAUAUCUGAAUGAAGCUUUCCCCCUGCAUCGAGCAUCACGAGAAGGUCUCUUUGAUGUCUUGGAAGUACUAAUCAGCAAACAUGGAUUGAAUCCCAACAGUCAAACAUUCGAUAUGGUCACAGCACUGCAUGAAGCAAGUGCCUGGGGGCACAUAGAAUGUGUCAAACUUUUGAUAAAACUAGAUGCAUCUAUUAAUGCCCGAAACAUUGACGGAUCAACACCUCUAUGUGAUGCAUCCAGUCAUGGCAGAAAGGACUGUGUUCGUAUAUUACUUGAUGCUGGUGCACUGGUAAACCCCCCUUUGCUUCUUACAUCUCCACUGCAUGAAGCAGUGUUUAAUGACAACUGGGAAUGUGCAGAAAUGCUGAUUGAGGCUGGGGCUGACCUUCAUGCUAAUGACAUUCACUUUGGUACACCACUCCAUGUUGCUUCCCUUAAAGGACAUUAUAAAUGUGCUGAAGUUUUGCUCAGAGCAGGAGCCAAUGUAAAUAUGGCCAAGAUGCAUCAAACUGCCCUUCAUGAAGCUCUGAAGCAAGGUUGGGACACAGACUUUCUGAAACUGCUGCUUGAACAUGGUGCCAAUGUGAACUACAUAAAUAAUCAAGGUCUCACCUCCAAGGAUCUUGCACAGAAGCACUCACAAAACUGGGAUCUUCUUAUUAACUGGGAGAGAACACCACAGUCAUUGAUGUUUUAUGCUCGCAAAUGCAUUCGUCAGUGCAUCAAGAACUAUCAUCUUAUCACUUUCUCUCUGUUACCCCCCCCUCCAACUUUAUUAUUCUGUCUCUUUUUUAUGCACCCAGCUUAA
Molecule: messenger RNA, 846 nt
Organism: Acanthosepion pharaonis
Lineage: Eukaryota; Metazoa; Mollusca; Cephalopoda; Sepiida; Sepiidae
Source: the annotation of a GenBank genome assembly